UUCCUCUCCAUAAAUUACCAAAAUAUAAUAUAUAUAAAAAAGACUUACCCCCCUAAAAACACACACACAAUCUUCACCUUCUUUUCACACACAUAAAAUUCCCAUUUCAUUUCACUAGCAAUGAUAAUAAAUGGGUAAAACAACAAGGUGGAUCCGUUCAUUAUUCCGGCCCAAAAAACCCACCCAUUCUUCUUCAACACCCGGGUCGGGUGGUUCCGGUUCUGUACGACAACAAACAAAAUUCUCAUCGUCAACAACAACAAAAGACGGCCUCUAUGCUUCCGAAACAUGUUCGUUAGACGCCAACAAACAUGCCAUUGCUGUCGCCGCUGCUACGGCUGCUGUGGCUGAAGCCGCCCUAGCUGCAGCACAUGCGGCGGCGGAAGUGGUUAGAUUGACUGCUGGUGGUGCCGGUGGUGGUGGUGGGAAUAGGGUGUAUUAUGAUGGCGAACGACGGCGGAGUAUGGCGGCGGUGAAGAUACAGUCGGCGUUCCGGGCUUAUCUGGCUAGGAGAGCACUAAGGGCUCUUAAAGGGUUGGUGAAGCUUCAGGCACUUGUGAGAGGCCGUAUUGUGAGAAAUCAAAGUGCAGACAUGCUUCGGCGCAUGCAGGCCAUGGCUCGUGUUCAGGCUCGAGCCUGUGCUAGUCGAGCUUCUUUGUCUACCUCACCACAUUCAAGCACCAGAUCCUCAAACUCACUUGCUCAUCACAGAUCUACACAUGUGAAAAACUCCCUCAUCCAUGAACGAUUUAAAGGACUAAAUUGGUUGGAAAAUUGGAUGGACGAUACAUCUUGGAGCAGUAAACAAUGUAGGCCAGAUGAUGAAAGGAGUGACAAGAUUCUUGAAGUUGAUACUUGGAAGCCUCGUUUCAACCCGAGCCCUAGUAACAAGUCAACUCUUGACUCGUCUUCCACACCAACAAAACCCUGGAACCCAAGCUCUAGACACGGAGCCCGGGAAGUAUUACCAUUGGGCUCAAUAAUCCAUCGAGAAGCAGAAAAAAUCCUAUCAACAGCUGAUAACACCCCACGGAUGCGAUCCCCUGCUUCUAGGCCCGGAAGUAGCCAUAAACGAAGCCCAUUUACUGAAUACUCACGUAGCGUAUUUGGUGAGUACCCAAGUUACCCAAACUACAUGGCUAACACGGAAUCAUCACGGGCCAAACUUCGGUCACACAGUGCUCCAAGGCAAAGGAUUCAGGUUGAGAAAUCGGGUUCAACUGGAUUGUUUUGGGAUUAUUCUGAUACUCUCUCCGAGAGAGGCUUUCGAGGUUAGAUUUUAUUGGAUUGUGAAAAUGAAGUUUGUUAUAUUUGAUUAGGUUUGUUGAUUUGAGUGUUUUUAUUGUGAUAAGGUUGUGUAUUAGCCAUGGUGUAACUUAAUUGGGAUGAUUUUACACGAAGUAAUUUUAAGUGUAUAUGUUUUUA
Molecule: messenger RNA, 1425 nt
Organism: Erigeron canadensis
Lineage: Eukaryota; Viridiplantae; Streptophyta; Magnoliopsida; Asterales; Asteraceae
Product: protein IQ-DOMAIN 23-like
Exons: 3
Coding region: 131-1276 (381 amino acids)
Molecular function (GO): protein binding
Source: RefSeq, a predicted model, not a curated record